This is a messenger RNA of Haemonchus placei, 546 nucleotides long. NCBI's taxonomy places the organism in Eukaryota, Metazoa, Nematoda, Chromadorea, Rhabditida, Trichostrongylidae. The record is from the annotation of a GenBank genome assembly.
AUGAUUUUGCGGGCGAUUUGGGCUUUACUGGUAAUGACAAUUUUAAUUACAACUGCUGAUUUUUGUGGCAAUAAUCGUAUUCCUUUUGGAAUUGAAGUACACAAAGACGGUCAUCUCACUUUGCUGUGUUCUCGACCUAACUGUCAUGAAAAGAAAUAUGCAGAAUGCCCAGAACGAGCUGAAUCGACGUCCUGUUCCAGCAAUACGUCAUGGGUCGGUGGGCUACAGAAAACCAUCGAUGAUCAACUUCUUCUUCAAUGUUGCGAAUACGAUCUGAUGGAAAAGUAUGGGCAGUUGAUAUUCAGCAAUGUAGUCGUUCGACGGGGUGAAUUUUUCGAAGCCGAGGAACGGUACGAUAAAAAUGAUGAGGAUGUUAUACACUUCGACUUGAUCUCUAACAUUCAACGAGGUGAAGACGACAAAGGGGAAUACUACUCAUUGACAGUCUACCGGUACUUCUGUGGAAAAAUUCCCGACACGCCACCUUUGUGGUACUUGAAGAAGAAUUGGCCAUACUGGAAUGAAGAGAAACACCAAGAUUCCUAG